Gavia stellata (red-throated loon) is the source of this 1125-nucleotide messenger RNA. It is a transcript of the gene APLNR, whose product is annotated as apelin receptor. The transcript has a single exon. Gene Ontology annotation, biological process: G protein-coupled receptor signaling pathway; immune response. Gene Ontology annotation, cellular component: membrane. Gene Ontology annotation, molecular function: G protein-coupled receptor activity. The record is from RefSeq and is a predicted model, not a curated record. Lineage: Eukaryota; Metazoa; Chordata; Aves; Gaviiformes; Gaviidae. The coding region runs from base 13 to 1125 and encodes 370 amino acids.
GCGGCUGGCGGCAUGGAGGAGGCGACGGAUGCCUACGCCUACGGGGACAACGAGACGGAGUGCGAGUAUGCCGAGUGGGGCCCCUCGCAGGCCCUGCUGCCCACCAUCUACCUGCUGGUCUUCCUGCUGGGCACGGCGGGCAACGGGCUGGUCCUCUGGACCGUCUUCAAGGGUGGCCGGGACCGCCGGCGCUCGGCCGACACCUUCAUCGCCAACCUGGCUGCCGCCGACCUCACCUUUGUGGCCACCCUACCGCUGUGGGCUGCCUACGCCUGGCUGGGCUACCACUGGCCCUUCGGCACGGCUGCCUGCAAAGUCAGCAGCUACCUGGUCUUCGUCAACAUGUACGCCAGCGUCUUCUGCCUGACGGGGCUGAGCUUCGACCGCUACCUGGCCAUCGUCCGGCCCCUGGCCACCGCCAAGCUGCGCUCACGGGUCAGCGGGCUGGUGGCCACGGUGGCCCUGUGGGCGCUGGCGGCUCUGCUGGCCCUGCCGGCCCUGGUGCUGCGGCGGGCGGCCGCCCUGGGGGGGGACACCAAGAUCACCUGCUACAUGGACUACGGAGGCCUGGCCGCCCCGGGGACGGAGGGCGCCUGGGAGGUGGGGCUGGGGCUCUCCUCCACCGCCCUGGGCUUUGUGGCCCCCUUCGCCGUCAUGCUGACCUGCUACUUCUUCAUCGCCCGCACCGUGGCCAGCCACUUCCGCCGGGAGCGGGCCGAGGGGCCCCGCAAGCGCAAGCGCCUCCUCACCAUCAUCACGGUGCUGGUGGCCGCCUUUGGGGGCUGCUGGCUGCCCUUCCACCUGGUCAAGACCCUCUACGUCCUGAUGGACCUGGAGGUGCUGCCGUGGUCCUGCGGCCUCCACGCCUUCCUCAACAACCUGCACCCCUACUGCACCUGCAUCGCCUACGUCAACAGCUGCCUCAACCCCUUCCUCUACGCCUUCUUCGACCCCCGCUUCCGCCACGCCUGCGCCGCCCUCCUCUGCUGCCGGACCCCCGGCCCCGGGACGGAGCGCUCCGCCAGCUACUCCUCGGGGCACAGCCACCCCGCUGGCGGCAAGGGGGGGCCGGUCCCGGGGGGCAAGCUGGACCCCGCCACCCAGGAGACGCUCUUCCGCGCCUAA